Bubalus bubalis (water buffalo) is the source of this 1242-nucleotide messenger RNA. It is a transcript of the gene MYOZ1, whose product is annotated as myozenin 1. The record is from RefSeq and is a predicted model, not a curated record. NCBI's taxonomy places the organism in Eukaryota, Metazoa, Chordata, Mammalia, Artiodactyla, Bovidae. Gene Ontology annotation, molecular function: telethonin binding; actin binding; FATZ binding. The coding region runs from base 42 to 962 and encodes 306 amino acids. Gene Ontology annotation, cellular component: Z disc; actin cytoskeleton. The transcript is spliced from 5 exons.
CUUCCCCUUCCCACCCUGUUCAGGCUCCAACCACCUCCACAAUGCCACUCUCAGGGACCCCAGCCCCCAAUAAGAAGAGGAAAUCGAGCAAGCUGAUCAUGGAACUCACUGGAGGUGGACAAGAGAGCUCAGGCCUGAACCUGGGCAAGAAGAUCAGUGUCCCAAGGGAUGUGAUGUUGGAGGAGCUGUCGCUGCUUACUAACCGGGGCUCCAAGAUGUUCAAACUGAGGCAGUUGCGUGUGGACAAGUUUAUCUAUGAAAACCACCCUGAUGUCUUCUCUGACAGCUCAAUGGAUCGCUUCCAGAAGUUCAUUCCCACAGUGGGGGGACAGCUGGGGACAGCUGGCCAGGGAUUCUCCUACAGCAAGAGCAGUGGCGGAGGCCAGGCAGGAAGAAGUGGCUCUGCCGGGCAGUAUGGCUCUGACCAGCAACACCAUCGUCAGGGCUCUGGGUCGGGCUCUGGGUCUGGCUCUGGCCCUGGAUCUGGUGGUGCAGGUGGUCCUGGGGGCCACGCGGGCAGAGGAGGUGCUGCUGGCACAGCAGAGGUUGGCGAGACAGGAACAGACAACCAGGCAGGUGGAGAAGGAAAACAUAUCACUGUGUUUAAGACCUAUAUUUCCCCAUGGGAGAAAGCCAUGGGGAUUGACCCCCAGCAGAAAGUGGAACUUGGCAUCGACCUGCUGGCCUACGGGGCCAAAGCUGAACUCCCUAAGUAUAAGUCCUUCAACAGGACAGCAAUGCCUUAUGGUGGAUAUGAGAAGGCCUCCAAACGCAUGACCUUCCAGAUGCCCAAGUUUGACCUGGGGCCCUUACUGAGCGAACCCCUAGUUCUCUACAACCAGAACCUCUCCAACAGGCCUUCUUUCAAUCGAACCCCUAUUCCCUGGCUGAGCUCUGGGGAGCCUGUAGACUACAAUGUGGAUAUUAGCAUCCCCUUGGAUGGAGAAACAGAGGAGCUGUGAGGUGUUUCCACCUCUACUUUGUAUCAAGUUUCCCCUCUCUGGUUCCAUUUUGGAGAGGGAAUGCUGAGCAGGAUACCCCCACUGAAAAUCCAGGAUCCUUGUGGGAAUGGAGGGAAAAGGCAAGGAAAGAUCUUUCUUUUCACCUUUCACUCGAAGUCCCCACUCCAAGCACCUUUUCUUACCAACUCAGAGCUCCCCUUCCACUGCUCUGUAUGGAACCUGCUCUUUUAUGGAAUUUACUCUGCCUUCAGUAACAGUUAAUAAACUUCAAGGAAAUGAA